Molecule: messenger RNA, 2474 nt
Organism: Peromyscus californicus insignis
Lineage: Eukaryota; Metazoa; Chordata; Mammalia; Rodentia; Cricetidae
Gene: Ucma
Product: upper zone of growth plate and cartilage matrix associated
Exons: 5
Coding region: 165-593 (142 amino acids)
Biological process (GO): embryonic skeletal system development; regulation of osteoblast differentiation
Cellular component (GO): extracellular matrix
Source: RefSeq, a predicted model, not a curated record
CAGUGGCACCCCAGCUUCCUGCCUCCUGUUGCUCUCUCCUUUGCCUGUCUGCCUGACUCAGAAGUGAGGACUCACAGGGCAGCAGCUUCAGCAGUACUAGGGGCUCCAAGACACCUCAUCUUAUCCUCUGCCCUGUGGUUGGUCUCUGGAGGUGUACGACAAAGAUGUCCUGGAGACAAGUCAUCCUCCUAUCAUCGCUCUUGGCCAUGGUGCUCCUGUGUAUGCUACAAGAGGGGACCAGUGCUUCCGUGGGGAGCAGACCGGCAGCCGGAGAAGAGGCACCAGAAGGUGUGAAAGAGAAGAUUUUCAUGCAAGAAUCUGAUGCCUCGAAUUUCCUCAAGAGGCGUGGCAAGAGGUCUCCCAAAUCCCAAGACGAAGUCAAUGCGGAAAACACACAGAAGCUGCGGGAUGAUGAGCUGCGGAGAGAGUAUUAUGAGGAACAAAGGAAUGAGUUGGAGAACUUCGCGGAGGAACAAAGAGAUGUGGCUCAAAAUAGGAGUUCUGUGCCUCGGCCUCGGCCUGAGGAGGAAACCCACAGGAGUAACUGCACCAAGUCCAACCAGCUCAGAAGAGUCCAACAGAAAUGCCAGUGAUUUAGUUCAAUAACCACCAAAACAGAACUGGAGACCGACAAAGUGUCAGAACCCUUCCCAGAGUAAACCAACUGCAAGCCAAAGAUCAUAAUACAUAGAGAAGAGUCCUUCAACUAGGGGACAACAGGAUAAAAACAUCUACAGGCAUUUGGUUUCUAAGACUAGCACUGUCACUACGCAGACUGCUCCAGUAGACUCCACCGAGGAAGUGCACAUGGCCCCAUGAGUGACCCUCCACCUGCUGGGAACCAGUCUCUACAAGUGCUCAGGGCACAAGAAGAGCCCAAGCCAUUAGAACAGGAGGGAUGAGGGCAGGGAGGUGUUUCUGAAGAGUGAUGGCACAGCUGUGGAGUUGGGGUAGCUGCACAGGACCUUUGGGGAACACACAGGGAGUUCAGCCUGGGGUCUUUGGGGCCGGCUUUGCCUGCUUUCUGAGUUCUAGCCCAGUGGGAAGACUUUUACAACUUCGUUGUUAGGUAUUAAUCAAUUAGAAGAACGGAUAAUUAGGAGUAGCAGGGCACUCCCCAGGGGACAUUCUGAGAAUCUGUUAUCGAAAUGACGGCUACCUUGACCUAGCAGGUACCAGGGUGCUAUUUUUUUCUGCACUCCCCAUAUGACACAGGAACAUUCCUUGUCCUACACAGACACGGCAUGCUCUAGGGGACAUGUGUGUAGGAACCCGGCCAUAACAUAGAACAGACCUGUUUUCUACACAACUUGACAUACUUGUGCAUGGUUGACAUACACUUGACUAUUCCAAGAAUGUGACUAGGCAGCUCCUGUGUGUACUGAAGGAGGACUGUACUUUGUUCUCAGGAUAACUCACUCUUGCUCUGCUGAGGCCUUAUUUCUAGACUGUCUCAUUUACACUUACAGAUUCAAGCCUCUGACUACUACAUUAUUUCUGCUAGGGUAAGCUAUAGCCAAGCAUUUACAGGAGGAAAUAUGUAUCGUCAGAAAUACUUUCCUGUUCUCCCUCAUACUAGUUCAUAUAUUAUAAUGAUAUCUCUGAAACUGUAAGUAUAGGCAAUUUAUAUUAUUCAUGAAUUUUAAUAAGGAUGCUUGUUACUACAAUACUUAUUAUUAAAGGGGAUUGGGAGUGAUGGGGUUAACUGUUGGCUGGAUGAACCUGAGAUGUCAACAUAAAAAUGUCUGAAUGAGGGCUGGAGAGAUGGCUCAGAGGUUAAAAGCACUGGUUGCUCUUCCAGAGGUCCUGAGUUCAAUUCCCAGCAACUACAUGGUGGCUCACAACCAUCUGUAAUUCGAUCUUGUGCCCUCUUCUGGCAUUCAGGCAUAUAUGUAGGCAAAACACUGUAUACAUAAUAAAUAAAUCUUUAAAAAAAAAAAUGUCUGAAUGGAAAAAAUUCCUCUCCUACUGCAGAGACAAGGAAAUUAGCAAGUAGUUAGUAAAGAACAUUAUUUCAGCAUAACACAGUCAAACUAUAUGUAAACAUUUUUAUGAUGUGGAGUCUACUUAAUAAUACAACAGCUGUUAUUCUUCAUGGCAAGGACAAAUGCAGAGUUAAAAUGUUACUUGAGGGUGCCGGGCAGAUGGCUUAGUGGGUAAGAACACCCACUUUGGAAGCCUGACCACAUGAGUUGGAUCCUUGGAACUCACAUGAAAAGCUGACUGCAGGAGCAUGCCUCUGUAACCGUAGCACUACUAAGGCAGAAACAAGGGAGACGCCCAGAAAUUUGUAGACCAGCUAGCAUACAGCACAGCAGCUGAGUUGUCCUCUGAUGCACACACACACACACACACACGCACACCCCCCAUCUGAACUAUUCCUGCUUCUCAAAGCAAGCCACACAGCCAUAUAGGUACUUCUUCACCUGUGUAGAGAAGCAGAAAGUCCGACCAGCACCUUGUUUUGAAGGACA